Musa acuminata subsp. malaccensis (wild Malaysian banana) is the source of this 6192-nucleotide messenger RNA. NCBI's taxonomy places the organism in Eukaryota, Viridiplantae, Streptophyta, Magnoliopsida, Zingiberales, Musaceae. The record is from RefSeq and is a predicted model, not a curated record.
CCUCGCUCCGGGAGCGCCCCUCCGCCUCUCGUUCUUCCCCGGCGAAAGGCGACCGGGAGGCCGGGAGGCGGAGCUCCCAGUCACCCUGCCUUCAUCCAUCGUUACCUUGAAACCCUAGCGAUCGGACUGCCGAUCUGUCUAUGGUUUUGCUACUACUGAGGAGCGCUUAGAGAGAGGAGAGUGCAAAAUGGCGGGCGGGGAACCGGCGUCUACCCCGGGAACGGGGGCUGCGCCGGUGACGGGGCCAAUGUCGGGGCCUCAGGUUCUGACGCGGCGGUCAUCGACGAGAAGUGCGGCGAUGGCGACCUUCUCCAUGGAGGUCUUCGACAAUGAGGUGGUGCCGUCGUCGCUCGGAAGCAUCGCCCCCAUCCUCCGCGUUGCGUCCGAGAUCGAGGCCGAACGCCCUCGCGUCGCCUACCUAUGCCGUUUCUAUGCGUUCGAGAAGGCGCAUAGACUCGAUCCCAGCUCCAGUGGACGCGGAGUUCGACAAUUCAAGACCGCUCUCCUGCAGCGCCUCGAGCGGGACAAUACUCCGAGUCUUGCUAAAAGGGUGAAGAAGAGUGAUGCACGAGAAAUCGAGAGCUUCUAUCAGCAAUACUACGAGAACUAUGUCCGUGCUCUGGAUCAGGGCGAGCAAGCAGAUAGAGCUCAACUUGGUAAAGCUUAUCAGACUGCCGGUGUCUUAUUUGAAGUCCUCUGUGCUGUUAACAAAACUGAAAAAGUUGAAGAAGUUGCUCCAGAGAUUAUUGCUUCCGCCAAAGAUGUCCAAGAAAAGACGGAAAUUUAUGUCCCAUAUAACAUCCUUCCUCUGGACGCUGCUGGUGCUUCACUAUGUAUUAUGCAAUUUGAGGAGAUUAAAGCAGCUGUGAUGGCCUUGAGGAAUACACGAGGCUUGAACUGGCCUUCUUCUUUUGAUCAGCAAAGACAGAAAACAGGAGACUUGGAUCUACUAGAUUGGUUAAGGAUCAUGUUUGGGUUUCAGAGGGACAGUGUGAGGAAUCAAAGAGAGCAUUUGAUCUUGCUCCUUGCUAACGUCCACAUAAGGCUGUCGCCCAAGCCUGAACCUCUUCACAAGCUGGAUGAGCGAGCUGUUGAUGCAGUUAUGAGUAAAAUAUUCAAGAACUACAAAACAUGGUGUAAAUUCUUGGGACACAAACAUAGCUUACGGCUUCCACAAGGUGCACAACCACCUGAAAUUCAGCAAAGGAAAAUCCUUUACAUGGGCUUAUUUCUUCUUAUCUGGGGUGAAGCUGCUAAUAUUCGCUUUAUGCCAGAAUGCUUGUCCUAUAUAUUCCAUAAUAUGGCAUAUGAGCUACAUGGCCUAUUGGCUGGGAAUGUCAGUGUUGUGACAGGGGAGAACAUCAGGCCUUCAUAUGGUGGAGAUGAUGAAGCAUUCCUGAAGAAAGUAAUUAGUCCAAUUUAUCGUGUGAUUGAAAAGGAAGCUAAAAUGAGCAAUAACGGAAAAGCUCCACAUUCAGCUUGGUGUAAUUAUGAUGAUCUAAAUGAAUACUUCUGGUCUGCUGAUUGCUUUUCCUUGGGGUGGCCUAUGAAGGAUGAUGGGAAUUUCUUCAAAUCUAUACGGGAAUCAAGGCCCAUUGUUCAGGCAGGGCAUUCAUCUCUGAAGGUUUCUAAUAGAAGCAUAGGGAAAUCAAAUUUUGUUGAGACAAGAACAUUUUGGCACAUUUUUCGAAGUUUUGAUCGCAUGUGGACCUUCUAUAUACUUGCACUUCAGGCAAUGAUAAUAGUGGCCUGGAGUGAGCACUCACUGACAGAGAUAUUUCAGAAAGAUAUAUUAUACUCAAUUUCUAGCAUUUUCAUCACAGCAGCAUUACUACGCUUCCUCCAAAGUGUUCUUGAUGUUGUUCUAAAUUUCCCUGGCUUUCACAGAUGGAAAUUCAUUGAUGUCUUAAGAAAUUUCCUCAAGAUAUUAGUUAGUCUUGUAUGGGCCAUAAUUCUUCCUCUAGUUUAUAUUGAUUCGCCAAGCAUAAAUUUACCCUGGAAUGAACUGUCCAAGUGGCUUCAUCAAUUAAAUGGUGUACCACCUUUAUAUAUCAUGGUUGUGGUACUGUACCUAUUUCCCAAUAUACUAGCAGGCAUCCUAUUCUUAUUUCCUAUGCUCCGAAGAUGGAUAGAGAAUUCAGAUUGGCAUAUUGUUCAGCUUCUCUUGUGGUGGUCUCAGCCAAGAAUAUAUGUUGGACGUGGCAUGCAUGAAAGUCAGUUUACGCUUUUCAAGUAUACAUUGUUUUGGUUGUUGCUGUUGUCUUCCAAGUUUGCCUUCAGUUAUUACAUGCAGAUAAAACUUCUUAUGAAGCCCACAAAAGAUAUAAUGAAUGUUCACAACAUUCAUUAUGCCUGGCAUGAAUUUUUCCCUAAUGCUUCUGGUAAUUAUGGUGCUGUUCUCUCACUAUGGGCUCCUGUGAUUUUGGUAUACUUUAUGGACACUCAAAUAUGGUAUGCAAUUUUCUCUACCUUAUAUGGAGGUGUUUCUGGAGCAUUCGGUCGACUUGGAGAAAUACGGACACUGGGUAUGCUGAGAUCAAGGUUCCACUCUUUGCCUGGAGCUUUCAACACAUACCUUGUACCAUCUGAGAAAGCUCGAAACAGGGGAUUCUCUUUCUCAAAGCACUUCGCAGAGGUCUCUCCAAGCAAGAGAACUGAGGCAGCAAAGUUUUCCCAGCUAUGGAAUGAAGUAAUUUGUAGCUUCCGAGAAGAAGACCUUAUAAGUGACAGAGAGAUGGAUCUUUUGCUAGUUCCUUACUCAUCAGAUCCUAGCCUGAAGAUAAUACAAUGGCCACCAUUCCUGCUCGCAAGCAAGAUACCAGUAGCAUUGGAUAUGGCUGCUCAAUUUCAAUCAAAGGAUUCUGAUCUGUGGAAACGCAUCUGUGCGGAUGAAUAUAUGAAAUGUGCCGUUAUUGAAUGCUACGAGUCCUUUAAACUUGUUCUUAACCUUCUUGUAGUUGGUGAAAAUGAGAAAAGGAUCAUCGGCGUAAUUAUUAAAGAAAUUGAAGCUAGCAUUGGAAAGAAUGCUUUUCUCAGCAACUUCAGAAUGAGUGCCCUACCAACACUAUGUAAGAAGUUUGUGGAGCUUCUAGGUAUCUUGAAAGAGGGUGAUGCAUCUAAGCGUGACACACUCGUGUUAUUGCUCCAAGACAUGCUAGAAGUGGUCACCCGUGAUAUGAUGGUUCAUGAGAAUCGUGAGUUGGUUGAGCUUGGCCACAGUAAUAAAGAUUCAAUACCUCGAAGACAACUUUUUGCUGGCACAGGUUCAAAACCUGCAAUAGUAUUUCCUCCUAUAAUUACAGCAUACUGGGAAGAACAGAUUAAACGGUUGUACCUCCUAUUGACAGUAAAAGAAUCUGCAGUAGAUGUGCCUACAAACCUUGAAGCUCGUAGAAGGAUAGCCUUUUUUACAAAUUCAUUAUUUAUGGAAAUGCCACGUGCACCUAAAGUCCACAAAAUGCUCUCAUUCAGUGUAAUGACCCCUUACUACAGUGAAGAGACAGUAUUUUCCAAAAAUGAUCUUGAUUUGGAGAAUGAAGACGGUGUCUCUAUCAUAUUUUACCUGCAAAAGAUCUACCCAGAUGAAUGGAACAACUUUAUGGAGCGAAUCAAUUGCAAAAGAGAAAGUGAAGUUUGGUCCAAUGAGGAGAAUGUUCUACAACUUCGUCAUUGGGCCUCUCUUAGGGGACAAACACUUUGUAGAACUGUUAGGGGUAUGAUGUACUAUCGGAGAGCCUUGAAGCUUCAAGCUUUUCUUGAUAUGGCUCAGGAAAGUGAGAUAUUAGAAGGAUAUAAAAUAGUUACUGAUUCAGCAGAGGAAGAAAAGAAAAGCCAAAGAUCAUUAUCUGCUCAGCUGGAGGCUAUAGCAGACAUGAAAUUCACAUAUGUUGCUACUUGCCAAAUCUAUGGAAAUCAGAAACUGUCCGGAGAUCGACGUGCAACAGACAUUUUGAACUUGAUGGUUAACUACCCUUCUCUUCGUGUUGCAUACAUUGAUGAAGUGGAAGAGAGAGAUGGCGACAAGGUUCAGAAAGUCUACUACUCUGUGCUAGUAAAAGCUGUGGACAACCGUGACCAGGAAAUAUACCGUAUUAAAUUACCAGGAUCAGCAAAAGUAGGUGAAGGAAAACCGGAAAACCAAAAUCAUGCAAUAAUCUUCACCCGUGGCGAAGCUCUUCAGACUAUCGAUAUGAAUCAAGAUAACUAUUUGGAAGAGGCACUUAAAAUGCGCAACCUUCUUGAAGAAUUCAAUGAAGACCAUGGACUACGUCAACCUACCAUUCUUGGAGUACGUGAGCAUAUUUUCACAGGAAGUGUGUCCUCUUUGGCGUGGUUUAUGUCAAACCAAGAAACCAGUUUUGUAACGAUUGGACAAAGAGUCCUCGCAAGUCCAUUAAAAGUCCGAUUUCAUUAUGGUCACCCAGAUGUGUUCGAUAGAAUUUUUCACAUCACCAGAGGUGGCAUUAGCAAGGCAUCUCGCGGGAUCAACCUCAGCGAGGAUAUAUUUGCUGGCUUCAACUCGACACUGAGACGUGGAAACAUCACACAUCACGAGUACAUCCAGGUUGGAAAAGGUCGUGAUGUUGGACUCAACCAAAUCUCACUCUUCGAAGCAAAAGUUGCUUGUGGCAACGGUGAGCAAAUACUCAGCAGAGACAUCUACCGCUUGGGUCAUCGUUUUGACUUCUUCCGCAUGCUAUCAUCCUACUUCACCACCGUGGGCUUUUACGUCAGCUCAAUGAUGGUUGUAAUCAUAGUCUAUGCCUACUUAUACGGAAGACUCUACUUGUCACUAAGUGGGCUGGAGAGUGCAAUCAUGACGCAGGCAAGGAAGAGAGGGAACACAGCUCUGGAGUCAGCAAUGGCAUCUCAGUCGGUGGUCCAGUUAGGUUUACUGAUGGCCAUGCCAAUGGUCAUGGAGAUCGGACUCGAGAGAGGAUUCCGAACCGCAGUGAGCGACUUCAUCAUCAUGCAGCUUCAGCUUUGUUCCGUCUUCUUCACGUUCUCCCUCGGAACCAAGUCGCACUACUUCGGCCGCACCGUCCUGCACGGCGGCGCAAAGUACAGAGCAACCGGAAGAGGCUUCGUGGUGCGCCAUGUGAAGUUCGCCGAGAACUACAGGAUGUACUCCCGGAGCCACUUCGUGAAGGGGUUGGAGCUGAUGGUGCUUCUCAUAGUGUAUCAGAUCAACGGAGCUGUCACCUCCGACUCGUUUGCUUUCCUGCUUCUCACCUCGUCCAUGUGGUUCCUGGUGACCACCUGGUUGUUCGCGCCGUUCCUCUUCAACCCCUCCGGCUUCGAGUGGCAGAAGAUAGUGGACGAUUGGGACGACUGGACCAAGUGGAUAAACAGCUGGGGAGGAAUCGGGGUGCCGGCGAACAAGAGCUGGGAGUCGUGGUGGGACGAAGAGCAGGAGCACUUGCAGUCCACCGGGUUCCUCGGCCGCUUCUGGGAGAUCGUCCUCUCUCUGCGCUUCUUCCUCUUCCAGUAUGGGAUCGUGUACCACCUCAACGUUGCCAAUGGCAACAAGAGCAUCAUCGUGUACGGGCUGUCAUGGCUGGUGAUCGUGGCAGUGAUGCUGAUUCUCAAGGUGGUGUCGAUGGGCAGGAAAAAGUUCAGCGCCGACUUCCAGCUCAUGUUCCGGCUUCUCAAGCUUUUCCUCUUCAUCGGCUUCAUCGGAAUCCUGGGCAUCCUCUUCACCCUCCUCAACCUCACCGUGGGAGACAUCUUCGACAGCCUCUUCGCCUUCCUGCCCACCGGAUGGGCACUGCUUCAGAUAUCGCAGGCGCUGCGGCCGGUGAUGAAGGGGCUGGGGCUGUGGGGCUCCGUCAAGGCCUUGGCUCGGGGGUACGAGUACGUGAUGGGAGUAGUGAUCUUUGCGCCGGUGGCCGUCCUCGCCUGGUUCCCCUUCGUGUCCGAGUUCCAAACCAGGCUGCUCUUCAACCAGGCCUUCAGCCGAGGGCUGCAGAUAUCGCGCAUCCUGGCCGGCGGGAAAAAGCAUAACUGAUUGAUUCAUUUCCGUGGUGUUCUUGUAAUGAACUUAUCCGUCCAUCUGGAGUACUAUAGAAAUCAAUCGAGUUAUAGUCAUUUUUUGUGUUCUACCGCCUCCUGUUGUUGCUGCCUAAAUCCAAUCCGUUUCAAACAUGAGAGCUAUUUUAUCUAACGGGGUCUAAAUUUUUAUUCAAGCAGGUG